Bacillus rossius redtenbacheri is the source of this 2197-nucleotide messenger RNA. It is a transcript of the gene Ns3, whose product is annotated as large subunit GTPase 1 homolog. Gene Ontology annotation, biological process: ribosomal subunit export from nucleus. Gene Ontology annotation, cellular component: cytosol. The transcript has 9 exons. Bases 120 to 2069 code for a protein of 649 amino acids. NCBI's taxonomy places the organism in Eukaryota, Metazoa, Arthropoda, Insecta, Phasmatodea, Bacillidae. Gene Ontology annotation, molecular function: GTP binding; GTPase activity. The record is from RefSeq and is a predicted model, not a curated record.
AAUGACGACAGAGGUCGAUUUGUAGUAUGAAAAUAAAAACAUCUUGAUUAAAGUACACACUGGAAAAGUGUUUGUAAUUUGUGAAGGUUGUGCAAUGUGUGAUUGUUCUUGCUGAAAGCAUGGGCCGUAAGAGCAAGUCUACUGCAAAUAAUCUUGGUAGAGCUUUAAUACGGGAUAGAUUUGGCGGCGCUGGGAAAGUUAGAAGAUCUCGCGAUGGCGAUUCCUUGCUUCACACUUCAGAGAUUGCUGAUGGCUACGAUUGGGGGAGACUUAACCUCCAAUCAGUAACUGAGGAAAGUUCCUUCAAGGAAUUUCUUUCAACGGCAGAAUUGGCAGAGACAGAAUUUCAGGCAGAGAAGCUGAACAUCACGUUUGUGAACCCCAAAAGCAGCAUCGGCUUGCUGUCGCGGGAGGAGCGCGAGAAGGUGAAGCAAUCGCAGGACCGCAAUGCGCAGCUGCUCGGGAUCCCGAGACGGCCCCGCUGGGACGCGGGCACGACCGCCGAGGAGCUCCAGGCCGCGGAGCGCGAGGAGUUCCUGCAGUGGCGUCGCCGCCUGGCGCUCCUGCAGGAGGGGGAGGGCCUGCUGCUCACGCCCUACGAGAAGAACCUCGAGUUCUGGCGCCAGCUGUGGCGAGUCGUGGAGCGCAGCGACGUGGUGGCGCAGAUAGUGGACGCCAGGAACCCCCUGAUGUUCCGCUGCCCGGACCUGGAGCAGUACGUGAAGGAGGUGAGCCCCGACAAGAUGAACAUGAUCCUCGUGAACAAGGCGGACUUCCUGACCGUGCAGCAGCGCGAGGCCUGGGCGCGGUACUUCGCGGGCGAGGGCGUGCCCGUGGCCUUCUUCUCCGCGCUCCUGGCCGGCGAGGAGCCGGGCAUCGAUGACGAGGUCUCGGCGGGAAGUGGAGACCGAGACGAUGGCAGCAGUGAUGGUGACGGACGGGAGGUCGAACCAGAAGGAGCAAUCGCCGCGGGUUGCGACACCGUGCCGGCGACGGGCGACAGCACGGCUCCUGAAGCUGCCGGCGAUGAACACGAGCAGUGCCGAGAACCUACCGUCGGCAGUACGGACCCGGGGGAGCCCACGGCCGCCGCAGACGAAGCAAGUGCUGCGGAGGACACGGACGAGAAGCUCACCGCCGAGAUCCGGGACCAGGCCAAGCUGCUGACGCGCAGCGAGCUGAUAGCUCUGUUCCGAACGCUGCACUCGGGCCCCAAGGUGAUGCCCGGGGUGACCACCGUGGGGCUGGUGGGGUACCCCAAUGUCGGCAAGAGCUCCACCAUCAACUCCUUGAUGAUGCACAAGAAAGUGUCCGUCUCUGCCACACCGGGGAAGACCAAGCACUUUCAGACGCUGUACCUGGAGAAGGACGUGCUGCUGUGCGACUGCCCCGGCCUGGUGAUGCCCAGCUUCGUGCUCACCAAGGCAGACAUGGUGGUGAGCGGCAUCCUGCCCGUAGACCAGAUGCGCGACCACGUGCCGCCCGUCACGCUGGUGGCCAGCCUGGUGCCCCGCCACGUGCUGGAGGCGCGCUACGGCCUCAUGCUGCCCGCGCCGCCCGAGGGAGAGGACCCCGCGCGCCCGCCCACGGCCGAGGAGCUGCUCAACGCGCACGCCUUCAACAGGGGCUUCAUGACACAGAACGGCCUGCCGGACAACCCGCGCUCGGCGCGCUACGUCCUCAAGGACUUCGUGAGCGGGAAGCUGCUGUACUGCCACGCCCCGCCGGGCUGCAACCAGGCCUCGUACCACGCCUUCCCUGACGCCGUGCCAUCGGGCGGCGCACGGCAGAUCAGCUCCACCGCCGCGCGCAUGACCAAGCCCGUGAAGGUGUCGUCUGCAGACCUCGACAAGGUGUUCUUCAGGAAGACCGUGCCCGGGGUCCACCAGAGGGGCGUCCCCCCGCAGCCCGGGACAGCUCAGCCGCCGGACCAGGACGACGACGGAGGAGCCUCUGCGUCCGGCUCGUCUGCCAACCCACAGCAGCGACCCAAGCCCUGGAGGAACCACCAGUACAAGCGCAACAAGCGCGAGAAGCUCAGGAAAGUGUACAGCCACCUGGACCAGUAGCCAAUGAGAGCAGCCGUCACGUUCAGCACAAACCUACGCCGACCCCAAACAUUGUUGUGUAUAUACGCAUGUACUCUGGUGCCUCUCUACCUCGGAGCUUGCAAAAUAUUAAAAAGCUGUGACAUUAA